This is a messenger RNA of Colletotrichum costaricense, 516 nucleotides long. RefSeq lists its product as uncharacterized. Lineage: Eukaryota; Fungi; Ascomycota; Sordariomycetes; Glomerellales; Glomerellaceae. The annotation marks the transcript as partial. The transcript has a single exon. The record is from RefSeq and is a predicted model, not a curated record.
CUUCUUUUCCCCUCCAUCCGUGACUGUGUCACUCGGUACCAUGCCGCUAACCCUUGUAUUGAUCAAGUUGUCAGCGACAUCGUCGGCACGUAUGCUGUCAAAGCUUCACUAAGCGACUUGGUUGUAAACUCGCCUCCUAUGCAGGUGUACAUCAAAGUAGCGGACCUUGUGCAAGCAAUAGAGACGAUCGAUUAUGGGGACGCCAGCGAGGGGCCAGUGUCUUUGCCAACAUCUAGAGCAACAGACAUUUUUGACAUGCCGAAUGUUGCCUACGCGGUUGCGAAUCAUUUGCAGAUCGAAAGUCGGCUAGACAGAUACAAGCUCGAUCCCAGGCUUUUCAUCAAGCAUCCCGAAUUCCUCGAAAGCACUGGGGAACUCAUGGCACAGGGUACGCCACUACGGCCAGAGUACUCAUCGUGUCUCUCUUUUCCCGCCUCGAUAGAUACCAAGACAGCAUCUUCAUAUCGCAACUUUAUUGCCUUCACUUGCUUCAACGUAUAUGAAAGCCGAAGAUAG